Tinamus guttatus (white-throated tinamou) is the source of this 582-nucleotide messenger RNA. The record is from RefSeq and is a predicted model, not a curated record. Lineage: Eukaryota; Metazoa; Chordata; Aves; Tinamiformes; Tinamidae.
GCGGCGCGCCUCGCGGGGGAGCUGGCGCUCCUGGCAGCCGAGCCGCCGCCCGGGGUGACCUGCUGGCCAAGCGAGCAGCGCCCGGGCCAGCUGCACGCCCAGAUUUUAGGAAGUGCAGACACACCAUAUGAGAAGGGAAUAUUCAACCUGGAAAUAGUUGUUCCUGAAAGAUACCCAUUUGAGCCCCCAAAGAUUCGCUUUCUGACCCCUAUCUAUCAUCCUAACAUAGACGCCGCUGGAAGGAUUUGUCUGGAUGUUCUUAAGUUACCUCCACAGGGCGCAUGGAGGCCAUCCCUGAACAUCUCCACGCUGCUGACCUCCAUACAGCUGCUGAUGGCGGAGCCCAACCCGGACGACCCGCUCAUGGCAGACAUCUCCUCAGAGUAUAAGUACAACAAGCAGCUGUUCUUGAUCAAUGCCAGAGAGUGGACUAAGAAAUACGCGAGCCAGCAGAACAGGGCAUCCAAAGCUUUGGAAGAGAAGACAAACCAAAGUGAAACCAGGACCCAAGAACCUAUCGGACCAAAAAGAAAAGGGAGUAAUAUUGUUGAGAAGGAGAAGAAAUCUCGCCUGGAUCCUUAA